UUUUUUACUUUUUCCCAUUACGAAUAAGCGAAUUCAUUUGACACAAAAGAUAGGUUUUGAUGUCAAGGACAGUCUACUCCACUGUCGAACGGAAGGCAACGUGUUGUAUGCUAACCGGAUGUUAGAAAUUUCAUUAGUAAUUUCAUGUAGCAUUAGCAUUAAGCUAUAUGUGAACUACAUCUCCAGUGUCUGACCAGAUGAAGGUGAUCCAGCACUCUGAACAGACACUGCAAACAGCUUUGGUCUCUGAUCAUCAGGGCUUGGCUAAAGUUUACAGAGAGUACACAAAAGAAGAAAGGCGUCUUCUAGAGGAAGGAUUCCACCCCGGGGAGCCAGGUUCCCUUUUCCAACCCAUCACAGUGCACUCUGACUCAGACUGGAUCCCUGCUCACCCUGAGGAGCCUCAAGACUUUGAGAGCUUCUACAGAGACCCUUACCGGAAGACUCCCAAUGCGAGUCACAACACUAUUUAUAUUCAAACCAUAGGUUCCUUUGGAGAGGCAGGGGUCCAAACAGACCAGUAUGUGGAGUGGCUCAGACAAUAUAGCCAGGCCUUCUUCUAUGGACUUUCUGUGAAGUUGCUCCCAGCAGUUACUGUGGCUGAAACGGGAUGCUCUUUCAGAGUUAACAGUAACACACACAACCUUCAGAUUCUCACUGGUGACCUGCUACGAUUUCUGGGCAACAAGAAACCAAAAGAUGCUUUUUGUAUUGUUGGAAUCACAAUGAUUGACCUGUACCCCAAGGACUCCUGGAACUUUGUCUUUGGACAGGCUUCUCUCAGCAUGGGAAUGGGUGUUUUCAGCUUCGCCAGGUAUGAUGACAGCUUCUACAGCAGAAAUUAUGCAGGGAGGCUGAGGAAACGGCUUCAGCUGAAGCAGGGGGACUACUCUGUGUUUGACAGAUAUUACACUCCCCCCAUCUCCAGCACUCUGCUGCUUCGAUCAUGCAAGACAAUGACGCAUGAGAUUGGCCAUAUGUUUGGAAUAAGGCAUUGCCAGUGGCUGAACUGUAUCAUGCAGGGUUCCAACCAUCUAGAGGAGUCUGACCGUAGGCCUCUGGAUUUUUGUCCCAUCUGCCUUCGCAAGCUUCAGGUUUCAGUCGGCUUCAAAAUAGGUGAAAGAUACAAGGCCUUAUUGCACUGGAUGGAGGAGGAUCAGAGACAAACACCCAGAGCAGGGGAGGCGGUUGCUCAUCAGUCUGAACUCUACCUUCCCAAACCCACCGGAGCCUUUCAUGCAUCCAAACUUUGGCUCUGCAGGUGCCUUGACAUACUGGAAAAAAGGUGAAUUAUAGUAUUUUCCUGUAUAUGUGGAUAAGAUCUGGAGAUAACAGAGAAGACGGGGACAUCCAAAUGCAUGUAGCGCUCAGCUUUUCAUGUGUACCAUGACACAUUGUCCUGUGUUGAAGAUUCAUGCUGCUGUUUGAUAAAAAACAGAAUCUUGUUGUUUAUGACUGUUACACCCGACCACAGGCCACACUCCUUAUAUUUUGCCUCAGGUAUUGGCUACCCAUAGUAAUGUACACUAUAUGGAAGCAGAGACUCCACAUAUUGACAUUAUCAAGUAUAUAUUGAGAUGUACUGGUUAAACAAUGUUAUGUGCGCCAGUGGUUCCAAAAUGAAUGAAUAAAAUUAUAUUUAUUAUUGCAAAUUAA
Messenger RNA from Seriola aureovittata, 1656 nucleotides. RefSeq names its product archaemetzincin-2 (gene amz2). The coding region runs from base 198 to 1289 and encodes 363 amino acids. Gene Ontology annotation, molecular function: metallopeptidase activity. The transcript is spliced from 7 exons. Gene Ontology annotation, biological process: proteolysis. Lineage: Eukaryota; Metazoa; Chordata; Actinopteri; Carangiformes; Carangidae. The record is from RefSeq and is a predicted model, not a curated record.